This is a messenger RNA of Sus scrofa (pig), 1422 nucleotides long. The record is from RefSeq and is a predicted model, not a curated record. NCBI's taxonomy places the organism in Eukaryota, Metazoa, Chordata, Mammalia, Artiodactyla, Suidae.
GCGGCGUGACGAAAGGGAACGCAAUGAAAGGGGGCGUGCCUAGAGGGGCCCAAGGAGAGCGAACUUAAGUAAGGGGGGGCUGCCUGGAGACGGCCCAACUAAGCCGGGUGAGGUGAGGCGGAGGACGGGGCACACGGUUGCUGACAGGGCGCUGCCUUAGUGGUUCAGCUCCCGCUCAGGGAACGUCCCGUCAUGUCGCGCCUUUACCUUUGGUCCCCACUGCUCCUCCUCUCGUGGCCACCGUUGUGGCUUCUGGUCCAGGUAGCUCAGGCGUCGGGGGACUGGGCCCUGGACCAUGUCGCCCUGACCUCCGACCCCCCAGGGCUGACCUCUGAACGCUCACUGGACUCGCCCCAUGUGCUUGCACCCUCGGCAGAGCCGGGGGGCUUGGCUUACUCGACGGCCUCCUCUCCAGCCCAGAUGUUCGCCCCGCCCAGUCAGGAGGUAACGGAGACUUUCGUUCCAGACCCGGACUUGGAUUCAGUUGAUUUUGUAGAGGAUCCAGAUCCACCUACUGAGCCCCCUGAGGAGGUGGAAUCCUCACUCCAGGAAGAGGCCCCUGCUCAGCAUCCACAGCCCACAGAAGAGGUAGUAUCACCUCCACUUGAGCAGGAGGCUCUGUUUCAGCCUCCAGAGGCCCCUGAGGAAAUGGAAACUUCAAGCCUUCAGGAGGCCCUCCUAGCUCAAGCUUCGGAGAUACUUAAGGAGGCUGGAGGGCAGCCAUCAGCACAUCAUAGGGUAAAUGAAGCUCAGCAGUCAGGCAGGCACAGUGUCACUGUGACACCUCUGGAUCUGGCCCUUACCGUAACUCCAGAGGUCACUAAAAAGGUUGAACCUUCUCCAGUCCAGCAGGAUGGCUUAUUGCAGGCCCCAGAGAGCCCUGAGGAGUCUGAAACUCCUCCAGUCCUGGAGGAGGCCCCACCUCAGCCUCCAGAGCGCCCCGAAGAGGUUGACUUUUCACUCCAGCAGGAGACCCAAGCUCAGCCUCCAGAGCGCCCUGAGGAGGUGGAACCUUCCCCAGUCCAGCUAGGGUCCCCAGCUCACGCCCCAGGGUUCCCUACCCAGGAUGUACUUCAGAGGCCAGAGAGCGGUGAGCUAGAAGCUCCGCAUCAUCAGCCGCAUCCCCUUCAUUUGCACUUGCCCAAUGGACACCUCAGCCUCUGGAUUUGGGACUUACCAUCACUCCAGGGCCUACUAAGGAAGCUGAGUCAACUACAGCCCAGCAGGAGGCCCUGCCUCAGCCUGUUGAGCACCCUGAGGAGACGGAAUCUUCUCCAACCCAGCAGGAGACCUCAGAGAAGCCUCCAGAGCCUCCUGGGGAGGAGCAACCAGCUCAGCCUCCAGAGCCGCCUUCUGGGGAGGCGGAGCCUUUGCCAGCUCAACAGGAACAGCCAGCUCAACCUCCAGAGCAUCAUGAAGUGA